Drosophila busckii is the source of this 5425-nucleotide messenger RNA. RefSeq names its product maker20 (gene clos). NCBI's taxonomy places the organism in Eukaryota, Metazoa, Arthropoda, Insecta, Diptera, Drosophilidae. Gene Ontology annotation, biological process: signal transduction. The record is from RefSeq and is a predicted model, not a curated record.
UGUGUUUCUUUGAUAACUAAAAAUGUUUAAAAUUGUGUUUAUGUUCAUGUUCAUCUGGCUGGGAUGUCUGGGAUUUGAGGUGCGCUUUAAGCAGAGCUAUCCCAGCUAUGGCAUAAGCUCGGACUCGGCUGCGCGCGACAAACGCGACAAUCAGCAAUUUUUUGAUAAAGCUGGCUACAGUUUCGAUGGUCUGGAUCGCAUUGCCUCGGUGCCGGUGCCGUUUCCGCUGGACAUUUGCAUGCUGCAGCUGCCGCAGGUGAAAUAUGCCACAGCGUUGCACAAAGACGCGGAUGGGGCACGUCACUUUGCCGUCUACGAGUGGCAGCCAAAGCAGCAACAAUAUGUGCAGCUGCUGCAGCAACCAGCAUCCAAAGCCAUAGCGCUGGACUGUUUGGCCUAUGCGGGAUUGGGCUAUGUGGCGCUGAGCUUUAACUUGAGUGAGCCCGUAGUGCAGGCACGCGAUGGUUCGCCCGUGUUUGAGCUGUCGCCGGAGCGUGGACUGCGCACUGUGCAGUAUUUUGCCGGACAACGACUGCGUGGCAUGUACUUGAGAGUGAGCAGUCAGGAGCUGACGCUGCUGCAGGCCUAUGAGGGCAACGAGCAGGGACAACAGCGCUGUCCCUACUUCAAGUGGCUGGGCGGCAGUUUUCAGCGCCUGGGCGCCAUUCCCUGCAGCAAUGCGCGUCGCUUGGAAGCCUUUGGCAUUGACUACGCCGACUAUGUGGCUGUGGCUAACUAUGCCAAUGCCGCCGGACGCACCUCCACGCACUCGGAGAUUUACAAAUACGACAGCGCCAAGCGACGCUUUCAAUUGUUUCAACGCUUGCGCAGCUUUGGCGCCGUUGAUGUCAAGUACUUUAGUCUGCCAGUGAGCGAAGUGUCCAGACGACACUUUCUUAUACUCGGCAAUACAGUGGGCGUGGCUAAUGCCAGCGCUGAGGCGGACACAGUCAUCUAUGUCUUUGACAAUGGACAAUUUGUGCCCUAUCAGCGUCUGAGCUUCUUUGCUCUGGAACGCGUACUGCCCAUGACGCAUGCAAUUUCAGAAAAGUUUCUGCUGCUUGUUGCAUGCAACAAGCAAGCGGUCAAAAUUUAUAAUAUGAACGACUGGAAGUUUGAGGAAUCAACGGUGCAGUUCACCGAGGGCGCACUCAGCAAGGGCGUGGCACGCAUGCGCAGCUACGAAGAGACAGGAUCAAAGCUACUUGUGAUUGCCAAUGAGAACAUGGCGGCCAAUGAGACGAACAUAUUCCAGCCGCUCUACAAGCAGGACGAGCAUGCCAAUGUGCUGAGGCAACACAUAAUUGAGUGGGCACGUGAGCAGAUCAAGCGCUUGCAGCAGCUGAAUGUGGCACAGUUGAAGCUUGAGUUGCAGCAAAAGUUGAGCGGCAAUUUGCAGACCGCGCACAUAAAACGCGUGAAUACCAAAAAUUUUGUGGAUGCGAGUCGCAGAUUGAAUGUAAACUAUUGGGAUGCACUGCGUUAUGCCAAGCGCGCUGUGGAUCUGCUGGAGGAGCAUGCUGCCAAACGUCGCGGGAAAAGACAAACGCAGCAUGAGUUUGAAGAGAUUACAGUGCGUACGCUGCUGGUGCGCAGCAAGUUGCAAGCAGGCAACAUCAAUGGACUUGAUGUGCAGCAACCAGUUUAUAAUUCAAUCAAUGCCAGCAAGGUUUAUGUAAGUGAUGUCUACAAGGAAGCGCCAGGCGCAGCAGCAGCACAAACGCUGGAGAACUUGACACUGCAGCAGUUGCAAUUGGAGCAGCAGGCAACGCUGAAUGGCCACAGCUGGACUGAGCUGCUGCAGCAGACGCUCAAGCGACGCCACAGCGAAGUGCAGUUCCUCAAAGCGCCGCUGGUGCUAAGCAAUCUCAAAGCUGAAGCGGUGCGUGUGAAUGCAAAUGAAAUCAAUGAGCGUCCUUUGAGCCAGCUGGUGUCUGUAGACGGUGGCGACUUUGUAGUGCAGCAGGAUGUGCGCUUUGCUCAGCCCAUCGAAGUGCAGCAGCUGCGCAUCAAUGAGCGUCUCAAUCAUAUACACGUGGAUAGGCAGCGCCUCGAUGUGCUCACCCGUCGAGCGAAUCAUACCCAGCGCAUUGAGGGCAACAAGCGUCUGCAGCAUAUGCGCGUGCUGGAGCCCAUUGCCAUAGCCGGUCAGUUGUUGGGCGCCGAGCUGCAGGCUGUGUCGCCUAUGAAAGCUACACAUCAGCAACUGCAGCUAACCGGCGACUAUGUCAUCGAUGGCGAUGUGAUUAUUGGACAGCUUAUGCAGCUGCAAGAUCUGCAUGAUGUGGCCACCAACAAACACAGAUCAGCCGAGUUAAUACUGCAGCAGGCAUUGCCAGUGGACAAGCCGCUGGAGAAUGUUAAUCUGCGCUUUGAGCAGCCGCUGCUUGCGAAUCAUACAGAGCUCAGUUUUCUUAAUACUCGCGAUCUGCAGCAGCUUGUGCAACUAAACUCCGCUGAGGUGCAGCUGGUGCAAGGCUACAAGCACUUGCCACAGAGUCUAAGCAUUGAGCAAGGCUUUGGCGAGGUGCACACAUUGAAUGGCGUGAGUGUGGCGCAAUUGUCGGAGCAGCUGCUGCUCAAGAGCAGCAACCAAACUCUUAGAUAUGCCAUGCAGCUGGGCGGUCUGGAGGCGCCACAAUUAACAGCCACAGAACUGCGUUUAAAUGGCUUGCAAUUGCCACAAUAUAUGCAACGCAGUGGCGUGCAACAUUCCAAUGCCACACUCUAUGUGCAGCAGUUGCAAGCGCAGCAUUUGCAAGUGGAUCAACUGCGGCUGCAUGGCAAACUAUUUGGUCAUGAUCCGCACGAGCUGCAGCAGCUGGCGGCGGCGCAACGUUCGCACUUGUGGCAGCUGCCUGCCAAUUUUAGUGGCAGCAUACAAGCGACACAAAUGUUUCUACAAGGAGACAUCAACAAUGUGAGCGUGGCGCAAGUGGAGCAACAGUUGCAACAACUGGCGGGCAACAUCAAAUAUGUGGGCGACUUUAGUUUUCGUCAUCCAUUGAACAUUAGCACUCUUAGCUUUAGCGACAGUCUGAACGGCAUUGAAGCUCACAGAUUUGGUCACUGCUGGCUGCAGAGCACCGGCGAUCAGCUGUUCACUGCUCCGCAAACUUUGGCUGGCAUUACAGCCGAACAAGGUAUCGAUCUGCAGGGAAGUCUCAAUAACUAUACGCUGGAACAGUUCAUCAGCGGCACUUAUAGACUGAAUUCAACGGAGCAACUGCAAGCGGUACAAUUUGUUAAUCCCAUUGUAGUGGAGCAGCCACUUGUUGUGGCACGUCUCAAUGGACUGCGUGUGCCGCAAGAUAUGUUGCAUGCACAGACUGGAGGAAGUUUCCAAGCACCGGUUACUAUCAAUGGACAACUCUUGGUUGCGCCGGAGCAGCAAUGCAAUGUUGGUAUACUCAAUGGCAUUCCAUUGGAUAAACUGAGCGCUUACUUGAAGCAUGCGGGUGAUACGCUGCUGGUGGAACAAGCGCAAUUUGAGCAGGCGCCCAGCUACGAGAAACUAAAUGGAUACCAACUGCAGCAGCUGCUGGAUGAAAUAUGGCUGGACAAUGAAGAGAUUAUAUUGCAAGGUGUGCAAUUGGCGAAUGCCAGCUUUGAAGGUUUAUUGGACUUUGAGGGCACGCUUAAUGGACUUAAUGCGGAGCAUAUCGGGCGCAACUAUUUUAGCCGAACGCGCAGUCAGCAGCCCGCUGCUAAUGUGGCUCUCAACUUUAAGCAUGACGUCACUUUUACACAACAACUCACAGCAGAGCAAGUGCGGCUACGUGUACAAAAUGGCGCACUUGUUGAGGGCAUGGGCAUAGGCAACAACUCGCUUAAUUUUGAUGAUUUCGUAUCGAAUACAUUGAAAACUGCUGGCACACACACUGUAACUGGACAAUGGCAUUUACCAGAGGCUACGGUACAAGCGAGCUUGCAUCAUGUGUCAAUAAAUCAACUUAAUUUGGUUGAUGACGUGCUGCGCAGCGACAACCGCGGCAUUACAACAAUAACUGCACCAAAAUAUGUUAAAAGUGCCGCUAUAAAACGCCUCUUUGCCACGCCGAGUAGCACAGUUGCCGGCGUGCCCGUUGCACAGUGGAUUAAUAACACGGUCUACAUUUACGGCAAUCACAGCAUUAAGGGCACAACUAUUUUGGAGUCAGUUAAUCUUUACAACGAUUUGCGCGUAGCGGGCACCGUCAAUGGCAUACACUGGCAGCCCGAUCAGCUUAUACUCUGCAAUCAAGAGCAGCAAAUACCAGGUGCAUUAGUAAUAGACAACACGUUAGCCGAGCAGCAACGCAUAUUGAGUAAUAAUAUGGAAGAGUUGUGGGUGGAUCGCAUUGAUGGUCUCGAUGUGAAUGAGCUGCUGGAAAACAAGGCACACAACCGUCCCAAUCUACACGUGGAAAGCAAGCUGAUCUUCAGCCAGCCUAUAACAGUGGCCAACUAUGAGUUUAGUGGUGUGCCAGAGAAUGUUGGACGCAAACUAAAACGGGGUGUACACGCAAAUAAGCUGGAGGAUUGGUCACAGCUGGAUGAGGAGUUGGCUGCGCUGCAAGAGCGUCUGGCAGAGUCAGCUUAUGUGCUGGAUAGCUUUACAUUGGUACACAAGCAAAAUGUCACAGACUUUCAACCAAGCGAGGACUCCACACUCAGUGGGGACUAUUACCUUUAUAAUACAACUUUAUUGAAUACAUCGACGCCCACUGAUAACACAAAGCAGCUAGACAAGAUAAACUUGGAGCAACUUGUUACCGAGACUGCGUUCGUUAGUACGUUACAUUUGGGAACGUAUGGCGAUUGUUUGGCGAUUCAAAAACAGCAUAAAGAGGACCUUGUUAUCUACUGUCCUGUUGACAGCAAUGGCAUCAUGGGGCAGCAAGGAGUGAUAUCAACGGAACAGAUCGUUAGACAGCUGCUGGUGGGUGUACCAGAGAGCGGUCUAUUAGCUUUACUGGGUCAGAAUGCUGUUGAGUUUUGGCGCUGGAAUGGCAAUUAUAGUUUGGAGCAGCGACUGAACAUAUCCGCUGCUUCAAAAAUGGCAUUUGCUGCACAUGAGCAGCGCAACUACUUGGCCGUACUGACAGCUUCGGGCAUACAAGUCUACAGCGCUGGAGAUACAAGCAUUUUACAAUUUGAGCUGGAGCAAGUGCUGCACUUGGAGCUGAGUGAACAGCCGCCACAAUUUUGCUUUGCCAAGUUAGAGAAGUCCAAGGAUCUGCUACUAGCGCUAAGCUAUGAACCUUUGAAAUCACUGCAUAUCUAUCAGCAUCAAGGCGUCGCAGGAUUUGUGCCCAUUCUGGCCUCAAACACACUGCAGACUCUGCCGCUGAAGCUACAGCUAACAGCAACGCGUGACAAUGAGCUGGCACUGGUCAACGGCGAGGAUAUAUAUGUGUUGGUACCGCAAUUCACAAAACUUUAG